AUGUCCGAACGUUCAGGCUCAUGCAUUUGUGGUGCUAUCCACUUCAACACUUCCAGUGACCCAUCUGUGUCCAUUCUUUGCUAUUGUACUCACUGCCGUAAGAAUGCUGGUCAUGUGGGCCAGAUUGUCGCAGUGUACGACGAUGACAAGGUAGAAAUUGAAGAUCCAGAGAAUGUCAUGAAGCAGUACGUCAUCAAGGACACAGACAGUGGACAGCCCAAAAUUAAAUAUUUCUGUGGACGCUGUGGAUGUACUAUCCAGACAACAGUGGGAAUCAUGCCAGGAAAGGCAUUGUUGAGACCUACAUUGUUCGACAAGGGCUUUAAGGGCAAUGAGCCUACAGUGUUACUGUUUGAGGAGGCGAAGAGGAAGUAUACGGAGGGGGCGGAGAGCAAAUACUAUUGA
Messenger RNA from Sungouiella intermedia, 405 nucleotides. Lineage: Eukaryota; Fungi; Ascomycota; Pichiomycetes; Serinales; Metschnikowiaceae. The record is from the annotation of a GenBank genome assembly.